Diprion similis is the source of this 2007-nucleotide messenger RNA. RefSeq names its product unconventional prefoldin RPB5 interactor-like protein (gene uri). The record is from RefSeq and is a predicted model, not a curated record. Gene Ontology annotation, biological process: negative regulation of phosphatase activity; negative regulation of transcription by RNA polymerase II. The transcript is spliced from 6 exons. The coding region runs from base 122 to 1996 and encodes 624 amino acids. Gene Ontology annotation, molecular function: transcription corepressor activity; phosphatase inhibitor activity; chromatin binding. NCBI's taxonomy places the organism in Eukaryota, Metazoa, Arthropoda, Insecta, Hymenoptera, Diprionidae.
UCAUGCGCGUGCGACACGAGGAACGUCAGCGCGUUUAUCCUUUGUAAUUUAAAAUACCUGGAACCCAAAUUCGUUGUACACAAUUUUGGAAAAAACGAAUCUACCUAGUGACCAACGAAAAAUGGAUGGAAAAAAUUACCAAGAUUAUCAAAAUUCACUGAGGACUGUUCUGAAUAAAGCACUUGUCGAGGGGCUUAGGCGGAACGAGGAGCAAACCAAAACAUGGAAAGAUUACAAAAAAGCUCAUGAAAAGGUUAAAAAGGGUCUUGACAUUUUGCCCCAAGAAUUGACAACUAAUUGUAUGGUGCCUAUUGGGCGUAAAGCACUCAUGAAAGGAAAAUUGGUUCAUACUAAUGAAAUUUUAGUUUGCCUGGGCGAAGGAUAUUUCGCUAAAUAUAGCGCCAAGCAAGCUAUAGGUGUCUGCGAUCGCAGAAUAAAACAGGCUGAUGAAAUGCUGGUAAAUCUUGAGAAAGAGAAAGAUUUGCUUGAAAUGCGCCAGUCUCUGCCAGUGGAUUAUGAUAUUUUUGGUGACAAUGAACACCAAGAGAUCAUUGAAACAUAUGACGAGGAAGAAGAAAAACAGUGGAGAGUUAAACACAGGCAGCGUCAAAAAGAAUAUCAUCAGAAGCUGGCAAAACUUAGGGCCCAAGAAAAGACAGAAAUACAAACGGAAGAAGACUUGUGGCAAAGAUUAGAUGAGCUUGAACUUGAAGAGGAAUUACAAGAUGAAAUUGACAGAUUACAAGAUGAUGCUUGUAAUUAUUAUGGGGAAGAUACUGAAGAAAAUGAUUAUUAUGAUGAAGAGGAGGACACUGAUUUUUCUGAAGACGACAUAGCUAACGAUUUGAUACAAGAGAGACUUGUUAAAUUGAAGAAUAGCGAAAUGCCUAAACAUCAAAAAGAUUUGUUGGAGACAGAAAACGUGGACAAAGAAGCAGAUCGAUCAUCGUCGUUAACCCACGAUAUUCCAAAUCCUUACCAACCUAGUUCAAUGAGCAGUUUGGACCCAUCUGUCAUCGAAUUUGAACCCGAUAGAAUUGUUAUUGACAAAGACAAGCCUAAAUGCUCUUUGUCGUCACAAAAUGAUAUGAACUGUGUGAAAGAUCAUCAAUCAAAAACGAUAGGUGAGAAACUGACUGGUCAAAAUGUCAGUUCAUGCUUUUCCAAUCAAAUUUCAAAGAGUACUUUCAGUACUGGUGAAGUUCACUCAAUAAGUUCAACAGCUACGACGAACAAUCGUUUAAUUGAAAAUUCUGUUGCGAACAAAGUACAGCCUGAACAGUCUGUUCGUUUUCAAUCUCUACCUGCAGAGAAUAUAGAUGAGGUUUCAGCCAGUACCGCUGCAAAGGAAAGAGACAAAUUUUCGAGAGAAAAGACUGGAUCAGAUGACCGGAUUACUAGACCAGAAACAAACAGACGACGCGUAUCGUUUACAGAUAAAAUACAAGUAAAUGUGUUUGAAAAGUCGAAGCACCAUGCUUUCGACGAGCCUCUGAGAACAGGUCAAGAAUCAUCAAGUGAGUCUGACGUAGAGGAUGAGGUUGAAAAAUUGGCAAUUAUCGAGGACAUGCUUUCCGUCGGUGCAGAUCCAUCCUUGAUUAAUGAACAGAUUGAAGAAUCCACAGAGACUGAAGACGACGCGGAUGACAUAAUAAGAAUUGAUUUCACGCAUUCAGAUGUACAACCUCAAAUACCAGUCAGAUCAGGUGCGGAUGACGUGAUAGAAAACCCUUUGGAUAUAUAUCGAAUAUUCUGUAAACCGAAAUCGAUAUUGAAGAAAUCAUCGGUUAAUGUUGGUGAUUAUAAAAAUAUCACUUCACCAGUAGACGAUACGAGUGAUUCAGAAAUCGAUGAGUUGCCUCGUGGAGUAUCUCGUACUAUCAUCGUCAAGGAUGUAGAAGAAAGAAAACCGGAAGUCCUUGAGGUACACAAUCCUCCAAGUAAAGCACGACCCCUUAGUAAAUUCAAAAUGGCUCGAUCUGGAAUUAAACAAUAAAGUUUUCAUUG